Molecule: messenger RNA, 915 nt
Organism: Drosophila rhopaloa
Lineage: Eukaryota; Metazoa; Arthropoda; Insecta; Diptera; Drosophilidae
Product: mite allergen Der p 3
Exons: 1
Coding region: 1-915 (304 amino acids)
Biological process (GO): proteolysis
Molecular function (GO): serine-type endopeptidase activity
Source: RefSeq, a predicted model, not a curated record
AUGGGUCAAAUAUUACUAGAACUUACCAUAUGUACCGGACUGCUGAUCCUGUCAGCAGGAAUAGAAGGUCGACAGAAGGAUCCUUCAUGGUCAGGAUAUUAUAGAGACAAUGGAGCACACCAUCUGCUGAAUGAAAGGCCAAAGUUCACGCACCAAAACUUCCUGCCUUUUGGAAAUAUAUCCUCGAAUCCCUUCAUAAGCGCCUUGGAAUCGCAGGACGAUUUCCACACUAGGAUCGUCAAUGGCGAAAGGAUCCCCUGCGAGGAAGCUCCGUUUCAGGGUUCCCUGCACUACAAAGGAUAUUUUGUGUGUGGGUGUGUGAUCAUCUCCAGAUUAUGGGUCAUGACUGCCCACCACUGCUAUUUCGGACCACAUCAAAACUACCAGGUGCGAGUGGCAACUGAUCAACACAGACGAUUCGGUCAGCUCCGUGAUGUAAGCAGGAUCGUGGCACUGGCAGACUAUGAUGACUACACAAUGCAACACGAUCUGGCCUUGAUAAAACUGAAAUCACCGCUCUUCUACGAUAAAUGUGUCCAGCAGGUGAAACUGCCCUCGCCAAAUACUAAGAGAUUUCCCAGAAAAUUCGCGGUCAGUGGAUGGGGCAUCACCUCGGUAAAUGCCCAGAAUGCCCAGCCUUAUCUUCGCCGCGUGGAACUCGACUUUAUGAGGAGGGAAAAGUGCCAGCAGAAGUACAAGAAGGUCGGCAUAAAAAUAUACAAGCACAUGAUUUGUGCUAGUCGAACGAGGAAGGACAGCUGCUCCGGAGAUUCCGGCGGUCCGCUGACCAGACACGGUAUCCUCUAUGGAAUCGUGUCCUGGGGCAUUGGUUGCGCCAAUAGGAACUAUCCUGGUGUUUUUGUCAACUGCAAGCGAUAUAUUCCUUGGAUAAAAAGGGUCUUAAAAAAGUAUUAG